This is a messenger RNA of Hippocampus comes (tiger tail seahorse), 2031 nucleotides long. RefSeq names its product TM2 domain containing 3 (gene tm2d3). The coding region runs from base 62 to 844 and encodes 260 amino acids. NCBI's taxonomy places the organism in Eukaryota, Metazoa, Chordata, Actinopteri, Syngnathiformes, Syngnathidae. The transcript is spliced from 6 exons. The record is from RefSeq and is a predicted model, not a curated record.
AGCAAGCAACCAAAGAGAAAAAAAGGAGGAGGACGCAACAAGGAAGACAAGCAAGGGAUAAAUGGCUUGUCAACAGUGGCGACCUGACAAGGGACGAUUCCUCAAAAGCUACGGAAUCGGACUCCUCUUGUGUACGGACCUUUUUUUGCAGUGUGUCAAUGGAUAUCUGAGCUCCCCGCACGUCGGCCAGGAUCCCUCGUACGCCAGAGAAGCCCAACAUGGCCCGGUUAUCACCAGCCCGGUGGUGCCUGCUGCAGCCACGGCUUCUCCCGCUGGUAAUGAUGAGAGCUAUGCCUUCAAAUGUCCCAGUGGGGGACUUUGCACUCGCUUGCCCGCUGAUUGCGUGCAGUGCAAUUAUCAACACAAUUGCACCUACGGGAAACCAACUUCCUUCUCCUGUAAAGCCAAAAAAGGCAUUCACUGUGUUGGAGAGUUUGGCCAACAGCAAAGCAACUUCUCUCUUUCCGUCACCUGUCAGUUCUGUUGGCAGCUGGACUCGAGGCAGUACCGCUGCUCCAACUCCACCAGUUGCAUGACUGUGGCCUGCCCCCGGCAGCGCUACAAUGCCACCUGUGAUGUCUUGGAACACGUUCACUGUUUAGGCAAAAGGCGUUUUCAGAAGCGUUUGUAUUGCAACUGGACUGGGGGAUACAAGUGGUCCACGGCGUUGGCGCUCAGCAUCACACUGGGCGGUUUUGGGGCGGACCGCUUUUACCUGGGCCAGUGGAGAGAGGGUCUGGGCAAGCUCUUCAGCUUCGGAGGACUGGGCAUUUGGACUUUGAUAGACGUGCUUCUCAUCGCCGUGGGUUACGUGGGCCCGGCGGACGGUUCUCUUUACAUCUAAAAAAAAAACCCCAACAAUGUUACGAUGUUUGAGACACGGCUCGUGCUCCAAGGAUUGAUGAUCUACUGACACUGCGUUGUCAGUACCUCCCCGGCAUUCCCAUCUGCUAACACGCAGGAAGUGUUUUCCUGCCUCACACCCGAGGAUGAAGAUGAGUGUGUGCCUGUGCAUACACACACACUCACGCUCACACACACAUACAGCAGCUCCAUCCCAAUCAGCCUCCUCUGGUGCGAGCGUGCAGAUGGAGUGCUGCACUGCCACCAGGAACCGGCAAUUACAUCCUGGCGGGAGCUCGCUCCGUGAAGGCAGCUGCCAAAAUGGUCUCAGACCGCCAAACUGCGAUGGCUGGUUUUCUUUCACCGAGCGCAAGGUGGAUAAAAUUGACGCAGACGCCAUCAGGUGACAUGCUGAGCGAUACAAUGUGUCACAAAUGUAAAGAACUUCACCCCCUGCCCGUCACUCUACAGUAUUGUCAUAAAAAUAUUAUUUCGGCAAAAGUUGAUCCUUUCACACUGCCGAUAAAAAAAAAACCUGGCAUUUUUAUCAGCAUUUUCUAAAUAAAUUACGCCCUCGCGGAAUAGGUCGGUGAAGUCAACCCAGCAAAUUUCUGGCAUCAGAGGUAAUGUCAGAGCUGGAACAGAAGUUCAGGCCACAAUUAUAAGAAAAUAAAUCCAAGGAUGGCUUCUCUAUUGUUGGAAAUCAUUCAGCCCCUCUCACACGACUGCUAAAAACUGUCCUUUUCUCUGUUUUUAAGUAUAGCACCAAUGCCGAAUGGCGGGGAUUGAGUCAACUCAGCACUCUUGCAUUUUCAGCGGUAGUGUUUGAGCUGGAAGAGAUGUUCAGGCCACAGCUGUCACAAUUUUCUCUCAUUUUGCUAACUGGAGCUGUCAUCAACUUUGCAAUGCGGCCAACAUGAUCUCUUACUGUGCGUUUGUCCAGAUUAACACUAAUUUGUCACACUUCCUACUAUGAUGCAAAUGCACAACUGAUCGGAUCAUAGGAUUUGACAGGAAGUGACGUCAUAAGCAAGCAUAUUCAGAGCGCUAACCCUCCUCUCACCGCGGGACCUUUUCUUGAAAAUGUUUGCCAUGUGCAAUUGAAUGUUCAUGUGUGUUUAAUUUUUUGUUGAAAACACUGUAAAUAACAUUUCCUGAGUUGUGUAUAAUAAAAUCUUAUCAAAUCUG